UUCGUUUCAUUCGGUGUCGAUUACCGGGGAAUGAGCCUAAUGUAUUUCCGUUUUAUUAAUAAAAUGCUUUUUUGUGUUUGUAGCAAUGCCGCCGUCUAUGAAUCGGAUAAGCUUUAGCAGUGUAGCUCCUCAGUUGCCGGCAACAUCUGUACCGCCAUCGACUACGUCUGAUCACCAACAAAUAUCUCACUCAACCAUGGCGGCAGCUGGCUCCACUCCUGUCGGCGUUUAUAAUCCUGGGCCUCAACUCACCCAAGUUGGUCAUAUUCAACUAAGACAGUCUUUGCCGCCCAUUUCACAAUUUGGUCCCUUGCUACCUAAUGGACCGGCAAAUCAAAUAAGUGAUGCCAUCAACGUUUUACCACCAGAUCAACUGCAGCAGCAACUUCCUCAUCAUCCCUGCCCAGAACAAUUUGGUCCCCUACCAAAUGCAACGCAACAGCCACCACAAAAUGCGUUUAUGACACCGCUACCGACAGUUGGAAUGGCACCACGCUUGCUGCCACUCAAUCAUGGCAUGCAUAACCCGGCAAAUGGUGGCGAUCAAUACAGUCAAUUACAAAAUCAAAUGGCAGCAAUAUCUCUCACAGGUGGAGUUAAUCAGCCGGUAACACAAAAUUUCCUUGUACAAAAUGAUCCAAAAUAUAACAUUCCAAUUUACUAGCAGCAACGGUAAGACGAUGGCUGGUGUCGAAUAUACGUCAUA
Messenger RNA from Rhagoletis pomonella (apple maggot), 706 nucleotides. RefSeq lists its product as uncharacterized. The record is from RefSeq and is a predicted model, not a curated record. The coding region runs from base 86 to 664 and encodes 192 amino acids. The transcript is spliced from 2 exons. Lineage: Eukaryota; Metazoa; Arthropoda; Insecta; Diptera; Tephritidae.